AAACUUUCACUUGUAGUCGGAAUAGUAUUCUACGGUCGUUAGCAGAGAUGGAACAGCGUUUAAAACUUUUCCUAAUAUUAAACUUUAUAUUUCACUGUGGCUUCAGCUACCGUCAAGAACCUUACCGUGACUAUCCACAUAAUCUACGUCAAUUUAUAACGGUACCAUAUAACUGUCCUCCGGGUCUACAAAUGGGAGCGGACGGAGUAUGCAGAGAAGUUUGGAGAAAUUGGCGGCCGGUAACACCAUCAUCACGGUCACGAUUAAACGAUGGCGGAUAUAAUAAUCUACGUCAAUUUAUAACGGUACCAUAUAACUGUCCUCCGGGUCAACAAAUGGGAGCGGACGGAGUAUGCAGAGAAGUUUGGCGGUAACACCAUCAUCACAGUCACGAUUCGAACAGUUACUAGAUCGAUCUGGAAAUAAACGCCCAUAUACGAGUUGACAGAUCUAAUACAAAUAUAUAUAUAUAUCGAAUAUUAUUAAAAAUAAAUAUGCA
Messenger RNA from Vanessa atalanta (red admiral), 499 nucleotides. RefSeq lists its product as uncharacterized. Lineage: Eukaryota; Metazoa; Arthropoda; Insecta; Lepidoptera; Nymphalidae. The transcript has 6 exons. Bases 48 to 374 code for a protein of 108 amino acids. The record is from RefSeq and is a predicted model, not a curated record.